UUUUCCAUUUUCUCUCUCUUUCUCACUUCAGUCUUCUCAGCUCAUGUCUUGACGCGACAAAGCUUUCAAACACUCCCCAAAAAAGCUCACUCACGAAUACGCGGCUUUCUCUCCCUCUCCCACACUCUCUCUCUAUCUCUAUCUCUAUCUCUACUUUUAUUUUUGUGCUCUAAACCCUAGCUUCCUCAUCAUCCACCUCGAUCGACUAUCCGCACUUGGCAUGGACGAAGACAAGGGCAAUAAGGUCGAUCGGGGAGUCGAUGAUUUCGCCACCGAUUCUAGCUGGGCACUGGGAGGCGGGGGGGAUUCCGACGGCGUUUACUUCUUCGGCGGCGGAGGCGUUGAGAAGGACGAGAGCAACAUACUCAGCGACUUCGGCUGGAGUUUCCAGGAGGAGGAGGAGCAUGGCGGCGGCUUCAGUAGUAGGAUCGACUCCGAUUUGGCGGGAAACAGUAGUAACGACCGGUUUUCCGUCCUGGAGAGUGCUACCACCGCGGCCGCCACGCCGAGUGAUGCUACGGAGCCGGUUGCGGUUCAGGCUGAGCAGACGUCCUCCAGCUCCUCCGAUGAUGCGCCGGAGAAGUCUACCGCAUCCGGUGGCUCCACCUCGCGGCAGCCUGCUGAUACAGCGUGAGUGUGUGUUCUCGCAUCAACUAAGCAAGGUUAAAAAGAAGGGCCAGAAGCGAAUCAGACAACCUCGGUUUGCAUUCAUGACUAAAAGUGAAGUUGAUCACCUGGAAGAUGGCUAUAGGUGGAGGAAGUAUGGACAGAAAGCUGUUAAAAACAGCCCCUUUCCCAGAAGUUACUACCGCUGUACGAAUACCAAAUGCACAGUGAAGAAAAGAGUUGAGCGAUCCUCUGAAGAUCCCACAAUUGUGAUCACAACAUAUGAAGGGCAACACUGUCACCAUACUGUUGGUUUCCCUAGGGGUGGAUUUAUUGGUGAGGCUGCUGCAUACAUGAGCCAGUCUUACCCAUUAACCUCACAAUUCUAUCUUCCAGCCCUUCAAUUUCCCCAAGAAGGGUCUCUGGGUAUUCCACAGCCGCAUCAUCAGAGCCAGGGUAAUAAUAGAGGCCCCAAUGCAGCAAUGGCAGAUCCCUGCAGUCACCCAGCCCCACAACUUCCACCAGAUGAGGGAUUGCUUGGGGAUAUUGUGCCCCCUGGGAUACGAAACAAGUAAAGCAAUGCAGAUAGAUCAGAGUUGAAAGAAGGUGCGUAGAUGAUGAGGAUUGAAGCUAGGAUCAGAGAUUGUACUUAUUUACAGUAUAAACUAAUGCUAAGAAUGAAUUGAAUUGAAGCAGCAUCUAUCCAUGAAGGAGUGCAUAUACGGUGAUAGCAGCAUAUAUAUAUAUGUCCAUUUCUAAUUGGGUUGAACCCCAAGCCAGGGUCGACCGAUUUAAUUUGUUGGUAAGUUAAAUCAGAAAAUUGGGUAUUGAAUUGGCCUCUAGCUAUACCAAGCCCAAUCUACCAAAACUGAAGAAGAGGAUUGUGCAGAUCAGAUAUAUAUAGCUUCCAGGUUCUAGCAUGCAAUUAAUGGAUGCCAUAAUAUAUAUAUUAUUAUAUAAAGGUGGUUUUGAUUAAUGCAAUCAAUGGCUCAUCAUGUAUAUAGAAAUUAUAUAUAAUGUACUUACGUAGCUCUUUAACCAUGAGCAUGUGUUAAUUACUCCUACGUUUAGGGUUUGGUUCCUAGCUAAUUGUGAUCAAUCAAUUUAUCAGAACAUUAAUUAUGUACUUGAUUAUUGUUUUGCAGCAGUUUGCUGAGAAAACACAAACUACAUACAUGUUUAACAAAA
This is a messenger RNA of Ipomoea triloba (trilobed morning glory), 1794 nucleotides long. RefSeq names its product probable WRKY transcription factor 57. The record is from RefSeq and is a predicted model, not a curated record. Lineage: Eukaryota; Viridiplantae; Streptophyta; Magnoliopsida; Solanales; Convolvulaceae. The coding region runs from base 261 to 1181 and encodes 306 amino acids. The transcript is spliced from 4 exons. Gene Ontology annotation, biological process: regulation of DNA-templated transcription. Gene Ontology annotation, molecular function: sequence-specific DNA binding; DNA-binding transcription factor activity.